AUGAUCUCCAUCUCACGCCGAUGGAUCCUUACCUGCAUCUUGAUCUGUAUAGCAUUAUCACUCGUCUUCAACUUUCUCGAACAUGAUUCAUGGACACCGCCACCGCCUCCUCCGCCGAUGGAGAACCCUCCUCUACCGCCAGACUUCAGCUGGAAGAACUUGCCCCGACAGUGGCCAUUGAACUCGUCAAUGAUCCCGCUACCGAGCGGACCACCAGCUCAGAUACCAACAAUCCAGUACACAUUCGGCAAGGAGACACCUGUGGAAAGAUUCAAGAGGCAGAAGAGACUGGCAGCUGUCAAGAACAGCUUCAAGCACUCAUGGAAUGGAUACAAGAAGAAUGCUUGGUUGCAAGAUGAGGUUCGCCCAUUGUCUGGAGGAUACAAGAACGGUUUCGGAGGUUGGGGAGCAACGCUGGUCGACUCCCUGGAUACUCUCUGGAUCAUGGACAUGAAGAAGGAAUUCGAGGUUGCUGUCAACGCGUUGAAACACCUUGACUUCAAUAUGUCUCCAUCGCCGUCGAUAAGUGUGUUUGAAACGACCAUCCGCUACGUCGGCGGUCUUCUGAGUGCAUACGAUCUCAGCGAUGAGAAGCAUCCGAUCUUGCUGGAAAAGGCGACUGAACUUGGCGACAUGCUGUAUGCCUCGUUUGACACACCCAAUGCGAUGCCCGUAGUUGGACACUGGAACUGGCUGAAGGCUGCAAAAGGAGACUUGCAAACAGCGCCCUCAAACGCUCUUUCUGCUGACAUAGGGUCUCUUUCCCUUGAGUUUACCCGAUUGACACAGCUCACCGGAGAUCCCAAGUAUUACGAUGCUGUACAAAGAAUCAUGAUCGCAUUCGAACAAUCACAGAACUCAACACGACUUCCUGGAAUGUGGCCAGUCUCUUUAGAUGCUCGCAAGUUGGACUUUACCAAUGACCGGAUAUUCACACUUGGUGCUAUGGCCGACUCGCUCUACGAGUAUUUUCCAAAGCAAUUUCUCCUUCUCAAUGGCAGGGACAAGCAGACCCAAAACAUGUAUGAACAGAGUAUGGCUGUGGCAAAAGAACACCUGUUCUACAGACCACUCAACCCUCAGAACCUCGACAUCCUCAUUUCUGGCUCCACAAGACAGAUUGGUGCAAGCUAUGACCGGAAGAAUGAAGGCCAGCACCUGACGUGCUUUGUCGGAGGUAUGGUCGCUCUGGGCGCAAAAAUCUUCAACGCCCCAGAAGAUCUCAAUACAGCAAGACAACUUACCGAUGGUUGCGUUUGGGCAUACGAGGCAACCCCGAGUGGAAUGAUGCCUGAAAUUUUCGAAGCCAUUCCCUGCACCGAUGACGAAGACUGCAAGUGGACCGAAGAAAGAUGGCACAAAGGCCUCGUACUGGCUGUUCACCGAGUCCUUGACACCGCCACGAGAUCUUUGAAAGAACAAGCGCAAGCACUCAUCGAGAGAUCAAGACUUCCGCUCGGUUUCGCCAAGAUCGUCGACUCUCGCUACUACCUCCGUCCAGAAGCCAUUGAAUCGGUCUUUUACAUGUACAGAAUCACUGGCGACAAGUCAUGGCAGGACAAGGCAUGGCGUAUGUUCCAAGCCAUUGAUUCGCACGCCAAGACAGAUAUUGCGUAUGCCGUCGUGCAAGAUGUGCGUGACGAGCAAUCACAAUUAACAGACACCAUGGAGAGUUUCUGGACAGGAGAGACACUCAAAUACUUUUACCUCAUCUUCAGCGAGCCAGAUCUUGUGAGCUUGGAUACCUGGGUAUUGAACACAGAGGCUCAUCCUCUGCGCAGGCCGCAGAUUUGAGUAACACAAUAGACCUAACUGCAUAUAUUACAC
Molecule: messenger RNA, 1827 nt
Organism: Aureobasidium subglaciale EXF-2481
Lineage: Eukaryota; Fungi; Ascomycota; Dothideomycetes; Dothideales; Saccotheciaceae
Product: glycoside hydrolase family 47 protein
Exons: 3
Coding region: 1-1794 (597 amino acids)
Biological process (GO): carbohydrate metabolic process; N-glycan processing
Cellular component (GO): endoplasmic reticulum; Golgi membrane
Molecular function (GO): mannosyl-oligosaccharide 1,2-alpha-mannosidase activity; calcium ion binding
Source: RefSeq, a predicted model, not a curated record